Molecule: messenger RNA, 1251 nt
Organism: Phoenix dactylifera (date palm)
Lineage: Eukaryota; Viridiplantae; Streptophyta; Magnoliopsida; Arecales; Arecaceae
Product: plant intracellular Ras-group-related LRR protein 6-like
Cellular component (GO): cytoplasm
Molecular function (GO): protein binding
Source: RefSeq, a predicted model, not a curated record
AUGACGUGGCCGGUGCUAAUUGGCGGCUCGACGAUCGUCUGCCCCAUCGUCAGCUUCGCGAAGCCAAUUUUAGGAGAACUUCCAAGCUGUGCUGUUAUGUUUGACCGGGUCUCCCAACAUCCUCCGCUGCCCGAUGGCGUGGCGGGUCCUAAUUGGCGGCUCCGCCUCCGGGAGCCGCCAAGGGAGAUAAGGAUGGAGGGAAGAAAGCGAGUGGAGAAGGACACGGCACAAAAGGUGAAGGAAAAAGCGCAGGUGGUGGAUCUCAGUGGGAUGAGCUUGAAUUCCCUCUCGAACCCUACUAUGGAAUUGUUCUGCAUUACCAAGCUCGACCUCUCCAACAACAACCUUGAGAGCAUUCCAGAAUCACUUACAGCGAGGCUUUUGAACUUGGAGGUAUUGGACGUGCAUUCGAACCAGCUGAAGGCGCUGCCCAACUCUAUUGGUUGCGUUACCAAGCUCAAGGUCCUCAAUGUCUCCAGCAACCUUCUUGUGUCCCUCCCGAAGGCCAUUGAAAAGUGCCGGGCUCUAGAGGAGCUGAUUGCAAACUUCAACCAGCUGACCAGGCUCCCGGACACCAUGGGCUGCGAGCUGACCAACCUCCGGACUCUCUCAGUUAACUCCAACAAGCUGGCCUUCCUCCCGUCCUCCACCUUCCACCUGACCUCCCUGCGCUCCCUCGACGCCCGCCUCAACUGCCUCAGCUCCCUCCCUGACGGCCUCGAGAACCUUAUCCGCCUCCAGUCCCUCAACCUCAGCCAGAACUUCCACCACCUGAGCUCCCUCCCCUUCUCCCUCGGCCUUCUCGUCUCCCUCACCGACCUCGACGUCAGCUACAAUAACCUCACCGCGCUUCCCAACUCCCUCGGCUGCCUCGCCAAUCUCCGCGCCCUCCAUGUUGAGGGCAACCCCCUGGUUAGCCCUCCCCCGGACGUCGUCCAUCGAGGAGUAAACGCCAUGCGUGAGUACUUGAGUGCAAGGUUGAACGAGAGAACGAAAAGAGACGGCCUUCCGUCGACCAUGACGUCGUUCGUCGGAAAGCUGGUGAAAUGCACAACGUUCAGUGGCCGGAGGAUAUCGACCGGCGGGUUAGAGCGGGAGAGCGACGAGUCCUUGCUUUCGGACUGCCGCGUAGUGAAGGGGCUCGCGACUCCAAAGCACGUGGGGACGUUCUCGCCCCGCCGGCUCUUCUCGUCACGAAGAUCUCAGUCUCUGAAAGCUGUAGAGAUGAAUGAUGUGCUUCGUAUAUCGUGA